This is a messenger RNA of Dermacentor albipictus, 639 nucleotides long. RefSeq lists its product as uncharacterized. NCBI's taxonomy places the organism in Eukaryota, Metazoa, Arthropoda, Arachnida, Ixodida, Ixodidae. The record is from RefSeq and is a predicted model, not a curated record.
AUGGCAUCAAAGCAGCAGCAAUGCAAUGUGUCUACAUUAAAAUAUUUGGGAGUCCAUUUAACUUCUAACCUUACAUGGAAUGAUCACAUUGAUGAAAUAAUUUCGAAAGCAAAUAAAACACUUGGAUUCAUUAGGCGAGAUUUGUAUUUAGCAAAUCAGUCAACUAAAUUAUUAGCUUACACAGCCCUAGUUCGCUCAAAGAUUGAAUACGCUUCCAUAAUAUGGAAUCCAAAUCAGACUUACCUAAUAAACAAGCUGGAAUCUUUACAAAAUAAAGCAGCACGCUUCAUCACUAAAACAUACUCUAGAACAUCCAGCAUCACGGCUAUCAAAGAGUCCCUCCAAUUACCGUCUCUAGAAACACGACGACUGUUAGCACUACUUUCCCACUUCCACAGAUUGUAUCAUAUCCCCUCAUCCUUUACAGCAUCCCAUAUCAGACCCCCACAAAAGAUUUUCGCCCGCCUCGACCAUCCCUUCAAAGUGCGUCCCAUGUUUGCGCGUACAAAUCUCCUGCGACAAUCACCGCUCUUUCUAGCUAUUCAUCACUGGAAUAAGCUGCCAAAAGAAAUUGCUUCUAUACGUGAUCAUGACUCAUUUGUAAGUAAUUUGAAGCGCAGUUUUACGCAUGUUGGGUAA